Echinops telfairi (small Madagascar hedgehog) is the source of this 3503-nucleotide messenger RNA. It is a transcript of the gene MICU3, whose product is annotated as mitochondrial calcium uptake family member 3. The transcript is spliced from 15 exons. Gene Ontology annotation, molecular function: calcium ion binding. The record is from RefSeq and is a predicted model, not a curated record. Bases 1 to 1599 code for a protein of 532 amino acids. Lineage: Eukaryota; Metazoa; Chordata; Mammalia; Afrosoricida; Tenrecidae. Gene Ontology annotation, biological process: calcium import into the mitochondrion; mitochondrial calcium ion homeostasis. Gene Ontology annotation, cellular component: uniplex complex.
AUGGCUGCGCUGCGGAGGCUCUUGUGGCCGCCGCCUCGGCUGUCGUCUCCGCUCUCCCCGCACCAGCCCUUUCCCGGGCCUUGGGGGCGGCCUGCGGGGGUGGCCCCGAGCCCUCCUGGCCGGUGCUUCUCCUGCCGGGAGGAGGAAGACGGGGCUGUGGCUGAGGCGGCUUGGAGGCGACGGCGGCGCUGGGGCGAGCUGAGCAUCGCCGCGGCGGCCGGCGGGGGGCUAGUCGGCCUCGUGUGCUACCAGCUGUAUGGGGACCCCCGGGCCGAGCCCGCGCCGCCGCCGGAACGCCCCUCCGAGAGCUCAGCGGGAGAGCCCGAGGACCCUCCGCGGGCCCGGGGGCUGCUCCCCAUCCCGGUGGCCGCUGCCAAGGAGACAACGGUUUCUGUAGGCAGAGCAGACAUUGAAGACUUAGACCUCUACGCAACAUCACGGGAGAGGCGAUUCCGUUUAUUUGCUUCUGUAGAAUGUGACGGGCAGUUGUUCAUGACUCCAUCUGAUUUUAUUUUGGCUGUUACAACAGAUGAGCCCAAAUAUGCUAAAACAUGGAAAUCAUUUUCCAAACAGGAAUUAAAUCAAAUACUUUCAGAAACACCACCAGUUUGGAAAGGAUCAUCAAAGCUAUUUCGAAAUCUUAAAGAAAGAGGUGUGAUUUCUUACACAGAGUAUCUUUUUCUUUUGUGUAUUUUAACAAAGCCACAUGCAGGUUUUAGAAUAGCUUUCAACAUGUUUGACACUGACGGCAAUGAGAUGGUGGAUAAAAAGGAAUUUUUGGUGCUUCAAGAGAUAUUCAGGAAAAAAAAUGAAAAGAGAGAAACUAAAGGAGAUGAAGAAAAACGUGCAAUGCUGCGUCUUCAACUUUAUGGAUACCAUUCUUCUACUAAUAGUGUACUUAAAACAGAUGGAGAAGAACUUGUGUCCAGAAGUUACUGGGAUACACUGAGACGUAGCACAAGUCAAGCACUCUUUUCCGACCUCGCAGAGCGAGCUGAUGACAUCACAAGUUUAGUAGCAGAUACUACACUUCUUGUACACUUUUUUGGAAGGAAAGGAAAAGCUGAGCUCAACUUUGAAGACUUUUAUAGAUUCAUGGAUAACCUCCAAACAGAAGUUUUAGAAAUAGAAUUCCUUUCCUACUCUAAUGGGAUGAAUGCUAUCAGUGAAGAAGAUUUUGCUCAUAUUCUUCUGAGAUAUACAAAUGUGGAAAAUACAUCAAUAUUUUUGGAAAAUGUGCGUUACAGUAUACCUGAAGAAAAGGGCAUCACAUUUGAUGAAUUCAGGUCAUUUUUCCAGUUUUUGAAUAACCUAGAAGACUUUGCAAUAGCCUUGAAUAUGUAUAAUUUUGCAAGUCGAUCUAUAGGACAAGAUGAAUUUAAGCGUGCUGUCUACGUAGCCACUGGCCUCAAACUUUCGCCGCAUUUAGUGAACACGGUCUUCAAGAUUUUUGAUGUUGACAAAGAUGAUCAAUUAAGUUAUAAAGAAUUUAUUGGAAUUAUGAAAGACAGACUCCAUAGAGGGUUCCGGGGUUAUAAGACAAUUCAAAAGUAUCCCACUUUCAAAUCCUGUCUCAAGAAGGAACUUCAUAGCAGAUAAAGACUCCUAAAACAGAGCAUAAAGCAUUACUGUCUACGUGGCAUAUGCAACAAGCAACAAUUUUCAAGAGUUGUGGAAGCAGGUCCGAGAUCAGAACAUGCAGAAAUUAAGCAAAAGGUGGAAAGCACUGGGAAUCACUUUUCCCCCCAGAACUGAGUCCUCAUGUGUAGCACCGAUAAAGUGUAUCUUCUCAGUAACUACAAAGGUUGUGUUGUCAAGGUAAGCUUUGGCCUUGAUGUAGUCGUUUGAACUUACUCAUUCCUUUCAAGAGUAUAUACAUAAGACUUCUAAUAACUAUAAGAAUGUAUUUAAUUUUUUCUAUUUAUUUAUUAGAAAAUUGCCUCAUUUCAAAAUAAUAUAUUGCUUAUUGAUUAUAGAUCACCUGAAAAUGAACAGCACUUUUUAUUUUUACUGUGAACAUAUUUUCAGAAAAUGUAUAUUGCUUGAUAUUAAUCUUAGGGCCCUUAGGAUUGUUAGUGAAUCUCUUAAUUCUUAGUUUUUUAAUUAGCUUAAAGUAAUUUUCAUAGAAAAUGUGCCACUAUAUCAUGGUUUACAUUGUUCUUUUAACUUUUUUAGCCACUCAACAUAUAUAUUUUUUAAUUGCUUUAACUCUGGGGUUUUUUGGUUGUCUAUUUGUUUUGUUUUCAUUUUUAUUCAUUUACCCAAGUCAACAGAAUGUCUGGUAUUUUUAAUGUAUACAGUAAAGAUAUAUAAAACUGACUUUUUUUCUUUAAAAAUGUGUAUAAACUCAAUUUUAAGAGUCAUUGUCAUUGUCUUAAACAUGAUGCUGCUCUUAACUGCAGAUGAUGGGUUAGUAACACUAGUAAAAUUAUAGCUCUCUUAUUCCAUAUUGUUAAUAUAUAUGCCUGAAGUGUUAAAAUGAGUAUUAGAAGAGACCAUAAAAUUGUUUAAAAGAUUGAUGUAUAUACUAGAUAGAAGUUAAUAUUUGUGUCUUGCAAAAGGACCACAUGCAAAGUGAUGCCGUGUUAAAUAAAUAUUAUCAAUUACUUCAAAAUAAAAUGUCCUAACGGAGGAAAGGAGAAACUUUUGAUUGAAAAAUCAACACAAUUAGAUUUUCGCAUGGAGAAAAUCAUUCGAAUGGUACUUAAUGAAUCAGUUUAGAAAUAAUAGUUUAUACAUGGAUAUGUAAAAAACAAGAUAAAUUUAAACUAGCCUAUUAAUAUAUUUCAUGUGGAAGAUAAUAUUUAUCUUUCUUUUUAAGACAUUUAAUUUAUGGUUACACACACUCCAGAUAUUACAUUGCUUUUGCAUAUGAAAAUAAAAACUGACUGUUUUUAUAAGUUAUUAAAUAUGAAAAUGAGACUAAUAGCCUAUUUAUAAAACUAAUGUUAUUUCCAAGAAAAUGUUAUUAGCAUUAUCAAUGUAUUUGAUGGACUUUUUACUUUCUUUAUCUGAUAUUGUUUAUUACACUGAUACAGAAAUAUGUGAUUCCUGAAUGUAAGGAGCCCAUGCAAUGUAAUAAUUUAGUUUCCCUUCUUUUGAAGGUAGAGUCAGUUGAGCAUCUUGUAAAGUUAACUAAAUGAAAUGCCUAUUUCACUUGUUGAGCAUGUUCCCAUCUGUUUUACCUACACUGAAUGUCCUCAGUUAUCUGCUAUCUCAAGUAACUGAGAAAUGCAAUUUACUUUAAUCUUUGUCUAUAAGUUAGAUCUUACAUACAUAGAAAUAUUACUGUUUUAAAGUCUUACAAAUAUAGAUAAAAACUGAAUUAGGUUUCUAUUGUUUUAUGUAACUACCACUUCUCUAAGAAGGAACACUAUGCUAUAUGUGUAAUCUUCUUUAUUGCUCAGGGUGAGUGAAUGUAUCAGCUUAUACAUCUGAAUAAUAUUAAAACAUGGAUAGAAUAUUCUGAGCAAUUAAAACAGAAUAAAAGUCAUGAAUUAUAA